AUGUCUAGUCCACCUCACGAGGCCGAUACAAGCAGCGCGAGCAGCUCGGACGAUGAGCUGCUGCAUGAUGAGCCGCUCCAGGUCGCCGUUGUCGCCGCUGAAAUGGCAGAAAACGAACAAGAAGAUCGUCAAUGGCGCCGCUUUUUCAUGAGGAGUUUGGCUCUGACAUGCGCGAUGUCAUUGAGCAUCGGCUCACAUUUUGGGUCGUAUUUUCUUGGGCCGCUCAAGUCUAGACUCUCCAGGGAGAUCGGCACAUCCAAUGCACAAUUCUCCCUCCUGAUUGCAGCAUUCGAUCUGAACAGUACUUGGACACCUCUUGUUGGUGGCUUGCUCGUCUGCAAGUUUGGAACCAAGUAUGCGUCCAUCGCGGCGACGACCAUUAUCCUCCUAGGGCAGACCAUCCUGCUUAUUGGGGAUCUCUCAGGCAGUGUAGUGUGCAUGUCCGUCGGUCUUUUCACCUUCGGACUUGGCGUCAGCCCGUUGGCUGUUGUUCAGGAGGCCAUCGUUGUCCGCUUCUUCGCAUCGCACGGUCUCGGCGUUUCUCUCGCCAUUGGAUUAAUCGCUGGCAAGGGCGCCUCCUUUGUCUCCGCACGAAUAUCAUAUCCGCUCUCGCAGACCUGGGGCUCACAUGCUCCAUUCGUCCUUGCAACACUCCUCGCUUUGUUCUCCUUUGGCGUCAACAUCAUCUAUCUGCUGUGUUCUUCAUGGCUUGCAAAGGGCGCCGGGAUCAAGCUUGAACCCGGCGAGGAAGAAAAAGAGUCGGCUGUCCCGGGCGCGCGGAUGAGCGCCCGCGACGCAACUGCAAAGGUCACGGAAAAGAGGACCGUCCGGCUUAGAGACAUGCAACGAUUUGGGGACGUCUUCUGGCUCUAUCUCGCGAUCAAUAUUCUAUGCGGCGCCAUCUGGUCUCCUUUUACGCAUCUUGCUGCGAACAUGAUUCAACACAGGUACAACCUGUCAGAAGCCGAGGCAAGUGACCAGGCCUCACUCUUGCUCGCCGGCAGCCUCUUCCUCUAUCCAAUCGCUGGACUGCUCACGGAUAGGCUGAAGCAUGGAUCCACCGUAUUCAUUCUUUUCGCCAUAUCCUCAUUGCUCACCCUAUUCUGCUACGGAUGGCUAGUUUUACCACCUACAUGGACCGUCUCGCCAAUGCCUGCAAUGCUGUCCUUCAGCGGAGGGCACGGAUUCUCCACCUUGCUACUGGUCAUUCUUGUGCCGCAUAUCCUCCCGCUUAGUCACGUACCGACUGGCCUCGGUGCCCACAAGAGUAUUGAAAAGGCCGGUUCUACAAUUUCACAAACUCUUGCAGGCCUCAUUUUGGAUGUCAAAGGACAGAAACAUGCUGCAAAUUCCGACAAGGCUCAUUUAGACAAUGGGGGCGAUGGCAACUCGCUGCACUCUAUCCAAAUCCUCCUCACCAUUUUCUUUAUCAUCAAUGUCGUCCAAUUCUUUGGCACACUCGUUCUGUGGCGGGAUGGGUCGCAUCUCCAAUCCCACCCACGACACAAUUCAACGUCCACCUACCGCCCCGUCCCCUCAGAUGACGACGCGACGAGCCCGACAUCUCGUCGACACAGCCAGCUUCCAACGCAAGUAUCUGGAUCAGCCAUUCUUUCCGACGAAGAAGAGGCCUUGAUACCUCAAUCAAGUCGGAGGAGCGACGGGGCUCGACUCGCUGGUCGUCUUCGGGGUGACGGCAGCUGGGGUCGUCGCACGAAGCCCCUCUUGCUCAAUCCCGAUGCUCCUCACAUAAACUAUCAUUCCAGCUCUCCGAUCUUGGCGCAUCCAGUUCGGAACCGCAACCACCCAAGUCUUGUUCGCUCUACGCGACAACGAAGGCGGGGGAAGAUUUACAUGAUGUCCUACAUUGGCGUCAUAGUCGCGACCUGGCUGAUUUUCCUCACCACUGCUGCAAUCAAGUUGAAGGGCAAGAAGCCCUAG
Molecule: messenger RNA, 1941 nt
Organism: Serendipita indica DSM 11827
Lineage: Eukaryota; Fungi; Basidiomycota; Agaricomycetes; Sebacinales; Serendipitaceae
Source: the annotation of a GenBank genome assembly